ACUACGGAGUGAAAGAGAGAAACUUGGACCUAAAAGAAGAGCUUUUUUGGGCUCCCAACUGCUGGCAAAGAAGAAGAAGGAAGAAGGAAGAAGGAAGAAGGAAGCAAAACUAAACAAAGUUCGAUUUACAAAAGUCAUCUUAACUAGUAGUCUAGCACUACGGUCUUCUCCUUCUCCAUUCCCCUCUGCGAAACCCUAAAAAGCGAUGAAGCCUCCUCGUUAGUUUAUUAUUACGCGUCAGAACAGAUUGUUUAAUUUGAAGAAGAACCACCGCGACACCCCCCCCUUGCUAGGGUUUAUCUCUCUCCGAUUUCUCUCUCUCUGGGUAAAUGGCGUCAUUGAUUUUCCCAGUAGACAGUUAGUAAUUGCUUUGCAGCCUAAUUUAAGGGUGAAAAAUGAGUGGUUCCGGGAGAAAACGUGUUUCCAAGUGGGAUACCAAGGAAGAAGAUACUCAGCAUCCUAGUGGGAAUGAUUACGCUGGGAAAUCAGGUUUCCGUGACAAUGAUCCCGAGCACGCACGGUUCUAUCCAGAGGGAAAUGGUAGAAAUGGGAGUAGGAGGGCUGGUCCGGAUGAUGAUGAUGAGCAUCUGAAACCUAGGCAACACUCAGGAGAGGCUUGGCCAUCCAGAAGCAGAGCUUCACAUGAAGACGGUGAUGCCAUGAUGGGUUACUAUGAUGAUCCUAGAAACUCUUCUGAACAAGAUGAAAGCAGACAACAACAGUAUUUCCGCCAAUCAGCUUCCAAGGACCGGGCUAGAACCCGUAGGAGUGGAAGUAGAAGUAACAGCAGGAGCCGGAGCCGAAGCCCAUCGCAGAGAGUAAGGCGAGAUGGAGGAGGAUCCUAUGACAGGCACAAGACGAGAGCACGGGUUUCCCCAAGGUCAGGGAGAGAAUUUGAUGGUAGACACAAUAGAGAUGGUGACUAUGAAUGGGAGGGUACUAAUAGAAAGACAAGGGAUACCAAAUAUUAUACUGAAGAUUCCCGGGGACAACAGCCCAUAAGGGUCGGUGGCAGAACUGACUAUAGCUCUGAUUUUCCGGAGGAUAAUACUAAUUCAAGAAGAGAAACUUCAGAUCCAAUCUCGAGAAACUACAGAAAUGAAGCAGGGAGAGACAGAGAAACACAUAGAAGGGAUGCUCCCGAGGGAGAGUUCCACAGGAGCUCCAAUAUUCCAUGCAGAUUUUUUGCUUCAGGUUCAGGGUAUUGUCGCAAUGGAAACAAUUGUAGGUUUUCUCACCAUGGUGCUCCUUCUGCAAGGGGAAGUCCUGAGAGAAAACCGCAAGACGAGAUGUAUAGUAGACAUGACAACAAUAAUUAUAGUGGCACAACAGAGAGGAUGCGGAACAGUCAAAGAUGGAAUGAUGUUGAAAGAUCAGAUGCAAGAAAGUCCAAUGAGGUCGAAAUUUCUCGUGUCAGUAAAGGUUUGUCUGACGCCAAGGGGAAUAAUAGCAGCUGGAUUGAUGAUAUGGAGAUGUCUCCAGACUGGAAUUACGGUGUUAAAACUGUCAAGAAACCUGUGAACGAAGAACAUGGUAGCAUAUCUCAGAGCUCACAAUCACAAGUCCUUAAAGAUACUUUGGCACCUGCUUAUGAGCAUGGUGUUGCUUCAAUAGCUCAGCAAGAUGGAAAUCGAAGGACUGUUGGUAUGUUUUCAACCGUGGGUGAAAAGACUGUAGCUUCUUCGCAUCACAACAAUUUCAUGAACAACCUAGCUACCUCAGCUCCUCCGGUCCAAGCAUUCAAUCAGAACACUGAGAAUCAUAUUGCAGUGCCUUACCAAAGCACACCACUAGCUGUUGGAGGAAGCCAAGUGCUGCUACCUGCUGCUACAAAUCUUCCCGGUGGCUUAAACUCGAGCAAUCCUGAAAACGGAAAUGCUCUAAACAAUGCUAUGCAGGUGCCUGAAGUAUAUGGAGUAAAGGAACAAUCUUCACAUACUCAAAGUGACUUCCCCAGUAAUAAUACUAUCCAUACCGGAGGAGUUCCAGCGGUUCCUGCAUUACAGAUACACAACAGCGGGGCACAGCAAGUGCGGAUUCCCGAAAAUUUGGUCUCAUUAGCUGUAAAUCCAAAGGCUUCAUCUGAGGGAAACCGGGACAAAAAGACAGAUGAAGAAGCUGGUAAAAAGCCAGACGGGAAAAAGACUGGAGAAGAAGAAGACAACGCCGAGGAUGCUGAGAACGUAGUAGAGGAAGAAGAAGAUGAUGGGGCGGGCGAUGAGAAUAACAAGAAAGAUAAAGAUCCCAAGGGAAUGAGAGCGUUUAAAUUUGCUCUGGUGGAGAUCCUCGGUCAAACGUUCUUGGGUUAUAAUGGAGCAUUGGUGCUUAACAGUUCUGUUACAGAGAAUAAGGAAUGUGAUAUAUUUGAUGGGAGUUGGGUUGUUGAUGAAAAGUAUCCGUUGUAUAAUGCUUCAGAGUGUCCAUUUCUAGAGAAAGGAUUCAAUUGCUUAGCGAAUGGGCGUGAACACGAUGAGUAUUUGAAGUGGAGGUGGAAGCCUAAGCAUUGUACUGUUCCGAGAUUUGAUGUACGUGAUGUGUUGGAGAGGUUAAGAGGUAAAAGGAUAGUUUUUGUGGGAGAUUCGAUGAGUAGAACGCAGUGGGAGUCUUUGAUAUGUAUGUUAAUGACUGGUUUGGAAGAUAAAGACAGUGUUUAUGAAGUCAAUGGGAACAUUAUAACGAAAAGGAUACGGUUUCUAGGUGUGAGAUUUGACACCUUUAAUUUCACAGUUGAGUUCUACCGAUCGGUGUUCUUGGUUCAGCCUGGGAAGCUGCGUUGGCACGCGCCAAAACGUGUUAAGUCAACGUUAAAGUUAGACGUUUUGGAUGUGAUUAAUCAUGAAUGGAGCUCAGCGGAUUUUCUCAUUUUCAAUACUGGUCAAUGGUGGGUGCCUGGGAAGCUUUUCGAAAUUGGUUGUUAUUUUCAGGUUGGAAACUCAUUGAGGCUCGGAAUGUCGAUUCCUGCAGCGUAUAGAGUAGCAUUAGAGACAUGGGCAUCAUGGAUGGAGAAUACAAUUGAUCGAAACAAAACUCGUGUUUUGUUUCGUACAUUUGAGCCAUCUCACUGGAGUGAUCAUAGAUCAUGCAAUGUGACAAAGUAUCCAGCUCCAGACACUAAGGGGAGAGACAGAAGCAUAUUCACUGAAAUGAUCAAAGAAGUAGUUAAGAACAUGACAAUUCCCGUAUCAGUAUUGGAUGUAACUUCGAUGUCAGCAUUUAGAAGUGAUGGUCAUGUCGGCUUAUGGAGCGAUAAUCCAUUGGUACCUGAUUGUAGUCAUUGGUGUCUACCUGGAGUACCUGAUAUUUGGAAUGAAAUCUUACUCUUCUUCCUCUUUAGACAACAAGUUCAGUAAUAUGGAUAAUUGCAAGUUUGUUGCAACAUAGAAAAAGAUUAACAAGACCCUCGAAGACUGUAUCUCUCAGAGCUAAAUUGCUCAUGUUUCUUUUGGGAGCUAAAGACAGAGAAAGGGGUCUCAAAUUUUGGUGAAAGUUAAAAAUGAUUCUUAAUUCAUUCUUUUAUUGUUUAUUCUACGUUCUUCUUUUAUUGUAUUAUCGAUUCAAAGAGAGUAAAGAGGAUCUUGUUCAAAGCUGAAACAGUUUUGUACCACAGCAUGUAAUGACUUGGUCAUGCCGCCAAUCUACUUAAACAGUUUAUUGUAUUAUACUAUGUUGGUAUAAAAUGAUCUGAUUACUUCUCAGCAGGUAA
This is a messenger RNA of Camelina sativa (false flax), 3703 nucleotides long. The record is from RefSeq and is a predicted model, not a curated record. NCBI's taxonomy places the organism in Eukaryota, Viridiplantae, Streptophyta, Magnoliopsida, Brassicales, Brassicaceae.